UAAAAAAAAUAGAUUGUUCCCCUUUCGUGUAGUUUCCAAGAUGUACUUACUACUACUUGUGGCAAUUCUGCUGGGAUCGGCAGUUCAGACCAAGACUUUUGACCGGAUUAUUGGAGGAGAAGAGUGUGUUCCACACUCACAGCCAUGGCAAGUUGCGCUCUAUUAUUUUAGCGACUAUAUCUGCGGAGGAAUUUUAAUAGAUGAAUGGUGGGUACUGACAGCUGCUCACUGCAAUCAGUCGAACCUUCAGGUUCUUCUAGGAGCUCAUAACAGAACCAAACCUACAGACCAUAAGCAAUACACUUAUGCUGUAAAAAUAUGUCCUCGUUGCGACUUUGACCCCGUUACAUAUAAUAAUGACAUCAUGCUUCUCAAACUGGCAUCAAAAGCCAACAUUAAUUGCCACGUGAAAACUAUCCAACUGGCAAGUGACCUGGUGGAAGAUAACACAGAGUGUCUUGCCUCAGGAUGGGGGACCAUCACAAGCCCUGAAGAGAACUACCCAGACAAGCUACAGUGUGUAAAUCUUUCUACAGUGAGUAACAGUGAGUGCCAGGCCUGCUACCCGGAAGAUGAUAUAACCGAAAACAUGUUGUGUGCUGGUAAUAUGGCCGGAGGGAAAGACACCUGUAAGGGAGACUCUGGGGGUCCACUGGUCUGUAACGGAGAGCUUCAUGGAAUCACAUCUUGGGGGCAUUAUAUCUGUGGUUUGCCAGAUAAGCCCGCGGUAUUUACCAAAGUUUUCAAUUACAUCGACUGGAUUAGUGACAUCAUGCAGAAUGAAAACCCCUGCUGCUAUGAAACCACAUAAUUCAUCUGAAUUCGGUUAUUUUGUAAAAGCAUUAAUAACCUCCAUUAAUAAUACAGAUAUAUAAAAAACAA
This is a messenger RNA of Xenopus laevis (African clawed frog), 882 nucleotides long. It is a transcript of the gene klk1.L, whose product is annotated as kallikrein 1 L homeolog. NCBI's taxonomy places the organism in Eukaryota, Metazoa, Chordata, Amphibia, Anura, Pipidae. The transcript is spliced from 5 exons. Gene Ontology annotation, molecular function: hydrolase activity; peptidase activity; serine-type endopeptidase activity. The record is from RefSeq and is a predicted model, not a curated record. Bases 41 to 811 code for a protein of 256 amino acids. Gene Ontology annotation, biological process: proteolysis. Gene Ontology annotation, cellular component: secretory granule.